Molecule: messenger RNA, 901 nt
Organism: Prorocentrum cordatum
Lineage: Eukaryota; Dinophyceae; Prorocentrales; Prorocentraceae
Source: the annotation of a GenBank genome assembly
CGGAAGAUUAUGCUGGCAAGAACGGUGGGCUCCAUCACUCAAAUUUUAUUAGGAACAGUGGUUCCAGCACCCACCGAGUGGGCUCCAGAAGCCAAUUUUUACAACAGAAAGUCGUUCCAGCAGACUACGCCGCUUGGCUCCAGCUUCAGCAACGCAUUCGUAUUGAGCGCGGCCCACGCACGAACCCACGCGCAGAGUGUAGGUACAGUAGGUUCCCGCCCCGUCGACGCGGCGGCGCCCCCGGCGCGAGAGUUCAAGGCUGAACGCCGCAAGCGGCCCGAAACCAGCCGAUAUCGAGUGGCCUGCGUUGCCGCAGAGGGUACUCGCUCGCUCUCCUGCCGCUGCCUUCCACCGUCGCUGACGUCCGUCGCUGCCGCCGCCACCCCCGAGGAGUCCUCCAACGCGCAGUUCCAGCCGAACAGCAUCCAGGGGCAGAAGCUGCUGCAGAAGUGCAAGCACCUGCUGGAGGAGAACUCGGAGCUGGGGAGGCAGCUGGGCGAGGAGCGCGUCCAGAUGCUGCGGAUACAGCUGACCGUGGAGAGGCGGAAGCGCCUGCAGCUGAGGCAGCGCAUCGGCGAGUUCGACCAGCACGCUGAGCAGGUGGACGCCGAGAACGAGCGCAUGCAGAGGAAGAUCGCCGAACUGGGGCAGCAGCUGAAGGAGACGAGGGCGGAGAUAGAUCGGCACAAAAAGGACAUAGAGGAGUUCAGGUCCGGCACGAAGAGGAAGAGGGAGGACAGGGCUCCCGCCGGGGCCCCCGCCGAGCUGCCUGCGCCGGCCCCCGUGGCCCCCGAGAAGCAGAAGAAGAGCAAGAAGCACAAGGCCGACAAGUGACCCUGGCCGCCAGGGGCCCGCUGGCCUUCCCUCCUCCAUUCUCCGUCCCCUCUGCCUCCCUCGACUC